Molecule: messenger RNA, 6405 nt
Organism: Leptopilina boulardi
Lineage: Eukaryota; Metazoa; Arthropoda; Insecta; Hymenoptera; Figitidae
Gene: me31B
Product: ATP-dependent RNA helicase me31b
Exons: 8
Coding region: 373-1707 (444 amino acids)
Biological process (GO): cytoplasmic stress granule assembly; P-body assembly
Cellular component (GO): cytoplasmic stress granule; P-body
Molecular function (GO): mRNA binding; ATP binding; RNA helicase activity
Source: RefSeq, a predicted model, not a curated record
CUUGUUCGCCGCCUUGUCGACAGUUAACAAAAUAUUCUCGCAUUUGACGCAGUGCGUUAAUUUGCAAAAAAAAAAAAAAACUUAUAUUUCUUUUGAAAAAAGGACGAUAAAAUUGAUAAUCGAUAAAAAAAUAAAUUACGUGAAAUAUUUCCCGAACGAAAAUAACAGAAAAGAGACAAAAAAAAAAAAAAAAACCAUAAGUGCUUUCGACGGGGGUUAUAUACAUCUCUGCAACUUUAUACCGUGUUGCAAGAUUUCUAGACUUGACAUUGGAACGGCCAUUUUGGCUUGUUGUUUCCUAAUCGAGUGCUUCGAACAGCAUCGACAUCCAUCCGUUUUAAGGACGUUAGAAGCACUUAAAUAUUUUCCAAGAUGAUGACCGAAACACAUAUGAAUUCCAAUCACAUGCUAAAUUCUGGUUUGGGUCCAAAAACAGAUCUAGCAAAAAUGGAUGAUGCAGGUUGGAAAGCCAAGCUAAAAAUCCCACCGAAGGAUGCACGAAUAAAAACAAGUGAUGUAACAGACACACGUGGCAACGAGUUCGAGGAGUUUUGCCUGAAACGAGAAUUGUUGAUGGGAAUUUUUGAAAAAGGCUGGGAAAAGCCUUCUCCAAUUCAAGAAGCGAGCAUUCCCAUUGCACUCUCCGGCAAAGACAUAUUGGCGCGUGCCAAAAACGGAACAGGCAAAACUGGAGCAUAUUCUAUUCCUGUUCUCGAACAGGUUGACUCAAAGAGAGAUGUGAUACAGGCGUUAGUAAUUGUGCCCACCAGAGAGUUGGCAUUACAGACUUCACAAAUAUUGAUCGAGCUUGCAAAGCACUUGGAGAUUAAAGUGAUGGUUACCACUGGUGGAACAAACUUGCGUGAUGAUAUCAUGAGGAUUUAUCAGAAAGUGCAAGUUAUCAUAGCCACACCAGGUAGAAUUCUUGAUCUCAUCGAUCAGAAUGUCGCAAAUAUGGAGCACUGCAAGAUUCUCGUGUUAGACGAAGCUGACAAACUUCUGUCUCAAGACUUUAAAGGAAUGUUGGAUCACGUGAUCUCGAGAUUACCGCAGAGACGUCAAAUAUUGCUGUAUUCAGCCACAUUUCCUCUGACUGUGAAGCAAUUCAUGGAAAAACACUUGAGAGAUCCAUAUGAGAUCAAUUUGAUGGAAGAGCUGACUCUAAAGGGUGUGACACAAUAUUAUGCUUUUGUACAGGAAAGACAGAAAGUUCACUGCCUUAACACGUUAUUUUCCAAGCUGCAAAUAAAUCAGAGUAUAAUAUUCUGUAAUACGACACAGCGCGUGGAAUUACUGGCAAAGAAAAUUACGGAUUUAGGAUAUUGUUGUUAUUAUAUCCACGCAAAAAUGGCUCAGGCUCAUCGUAACCGCGUUUUCCACGAUUUUCGCGCAGGGCUGUGCCGAAAUUUGGUUUGCAGUGAUCUAUUCACACGAGGAAUUGACGUGCAAGCAGUGAAUGUUGUGAUCAAUUUUGAUUUCCCAAAAAUGGCAGAGACAUAUCUGCAUCGUAUCGGUCGUUCAGGAAGGUUCGGCCAUUUAGGUAUUGCAAUUAAUCUAAUCACAUAUGAGGAUCGUUUCAAUCUUCAUCGUAUUGAACAAGAACUUGGCACUGAAAUUAAACCGAUUCCAAAAGUGAUCGAUCCCAGUUUAUACGUCUCGCGGCCAGAAGACAAUAAUAGUUUGGAAGAGGGUAAUGUGUCGAAGUAGUUUCCAUAAUAAAAAUAAAAUCGCUUUUUAUUAUCGCUCAAAGAGACAUGAAGAAUAAGAAGAUGAAGAAAAGAAAACGAAGGAAAAAAGUUUCAAAGUGUGUGUGAUUUUUUUUUUUUUUUUUUUUUUUGGUCAAGAAGAAGAAGAAGAAGAAGCGAAAGUGAUAUUGAAACUUGAACUUGGAAAAAUUUAGAUGAUGAUUAAAAAAAAAAAUAAAUAAACAAGUGUGAAAAGUUUCAAGUUACUUAAGUCUGAUGAAGAUUUAUUUACAAAAAAAUGUGCAUUGAAAGUGUAUUAUGGGAAAAAAAUAAUAAUAGUAAGUAGAAGUGAGAUAAGGAACAGUGCUAUACAAACAUUUAGAUAAACAUGUUUGCACGCGAAGAAACUAUGAUGAUGAUGAAAAAAAAACAAACACAAUAAUUAUCCUCGAGACUUAUAUAUGGACAAAAAACAAAUGGUUUACUUGUAAAUAAUGGUAUACUGAGCAUGAAAUAAUCAUUCGCUAAGCGCUCGGUAAACUCAGUGAAUGAAGUGAUUUGAGUGCCAGUGCGAGUCAUUCUUUGUAUAUAAAACAAAAAAAAAAAAUAUCUUUAAGUGUACAUAAUGCUAAUUCAAAGUCAAGCCAUUAUCUAAAAAAAAAAAGUAGCACGCAAAAAAUAAGAAUUUUCAUCUCAUUCUGCCGAAAAUGUAUAUACAAACAUUUCAUAUAUUGUCAUUUUCAAACAGCAGAUUUUUAUACCGAUUCUAUCUCAUUCUAAACGGUUUUCUUUUCUUUUUUUUUCAUUUUACAACAUAAAAAUGGGUUUAAAAAGGAAAAAAGAACUCUUGCUGUUAAUCGAUAUUCAAUGUAUAGAAUUAAAAAAAAAAAACACCCAUAACAUUUAUUAUUUUCGAGAUUUAUGUAUAAACGUUUUUUUUUUUUAUUUUUUAAAUCGAUUUUGGCUUGAUUUUGUUUCAAUUCUUUACUGUCAUACAACUCUGAAAUUCAAAUCACUAAAUUGUUUUUUUUUUUUUUUCAAAAAGAAUUUUUUUUUUCCAUUUUUAAUAGACAUUUUUUUUUUCGUUUCUUUUUUAAGUUUUCAAAAUGUGAUUGGAUUUUUUACUGAUAUUUAUAUAAAUAUAUACAUACUGUGAUUGAGUGUCAGAUGUUGUAAAAUUGACCAGUUUUAUACAAUUAUUUUUAUAAAUAAUCUGGCUGGUGGAUGUAAAAUAGUAAACAAACAAAAAUGUAUUCGUAAGAAAUCGGGAAAUUCUUUAUUUAAAAAAAAGAAAGAAAACAAUCUUUUUCUUAAAAACAAAACAAACAAUCGCACAUAUUAAUUGAGAAUUUUUUUUUUAAUGAUUACGAAAAAAAAAAGAAAUUAUAUUCAAAUCGAAAUAUUGUGUGAUUGAAAAGAAAAGGAAACCCUCUUCAACAAAAAAAAAAAAACAAAAAAACAUUGAAAACGAAAAGUUUUCAAAAAAAAAAAAAAAAUGACUUGAAAUUAAUUGAUUGAAAAAGAAUUUCUCCAUUCCUUUGAGAAGCAUUUUUUUUUUUCUUUUCCUGCAUUAUUUGCACAUCUCACAACAAAAAAAUUAAGAAACUGUCCAAAUGAAAAAAGCGCUAAAAACUAUAUAUAUAUAUAAUUUGCAAUUUUAGCAUAUUUAAUAUUUUCAAUUAAUUUAUGGAAAAGAAAAAAAAUUUUUUUUUUUUUUUUUCAAUAUUCAUUAAACCACCAGCCGAAUAUGUGACCUAGAUUUAUGAAAAGAAUUUCGUAAUACACAAACAAUUAAACAAAACAAAACAAAAAUCAAGUAUUUCGUAAUCGAAGAAAAAAAAAGUGACAUUUUUCUUUACGAAAUCUUCAUUUAUAUACGACAAAAAAGAAGUAAAACAAACGGUUUACAAUGCUUUUGGGUAUAUUAAUCAUUAUUUAAAGUUAAAUUAAAUUUAGUGUGCGAUUGUGAGAAAUAUAUCAAGAAAUCAAUGGCAAAAGAUAUUUCUUUUUUUUUAUUCACGUGAAAAAAAAAAGAAAAAGAACGACAAUUUUAAAACGUGUUUUUUCUUUGGCUACACAAAUUUUAUUCGUCAAUUUGCCAAAAUGUCAAGUUAAAAAAAAAAAACACGUUGAAGACUGGCAGAAAAAAAAAAAUCUCAUUGAACUCUUGGUAUGUUUCAAAAAAAAAAAAAAAAAAAGUAUGUGUCAAAAUCGGUGCGUUUGUUGUGCGAAUGUUUGGCGGGUCCAUUGAUGGUAAAAAAAAAAAGAAAGAAAAUUUCCGUAUAUGAAAUUUUUUUUUUUUUUUUAAAUACUGAGAGCAUUAUAAACCGUUCCCCCCCUCUACCCUCCCCCCCAGAAAAAAAACAUCUUUUUUCUCGCGAGGUUUACUAAAUUCACUAUUAUAUGCAUUCUAUAAGAAGUAGUGAAUAUAUAUAAAAAAAAAUGAAUUCCAAUGAGAUAAAAACCUCGCGUCUUAGAUUGAUUCAUUUUUUUUUUUUUUUUUAAAUUAUGCGUUUCUUUUUUUUUCUCUUCCGAUAAAUGAUUUAAUUGAAAAGAAGUACAAUCGGCUUUUUUUUAUUCUUCAGUAUUUAAAAAAAAACUCUUUAACAGCUUUUUUAAAAAAUUUCUAUUUAUCUAGUGAAAAAAAAAUAUAUAAAAGCCAAUUUAGAAAAAAGUUUAACGGCUUAGAAACUAAAAAAUCAACAAAUGAACUAGCUUGUGAUCUUUUAUCUGCAAUUUUUGCCUCUAUUAUUAUAAUUAUUAUUAUUGUAUUAUUAUUAUAAUUAUUAUUAUUAUUAUUAACAUCGAUUACCGGUUUUUUUUUGUCAAUUACUUCAAAUGAAGUGUGAUCUCUUCCGAAAUAUAUAAUUUUUUUAUUAUGGAUUUUUUUCGAUUCUUUUUUUCUCAUCAAAAAAAAAAAAAAAAAAAAAAAAAAGAAUUGAAAAAACACACCCUCACCCCAAACCCCAUGUUAGAUGUGAUAUUGAAACAAAAGAAAAAAAAAUAUGAUAAAAAGUCACGAGUCUGAUUAUAAGAGUAAAAUUUGUGAUGAUAAAUUUAUUUACUUGUUGCAAACUGUAAAAUUAAAUUUUUAUUUAAAUUUUUUUCUAUUAUUUUGGGCGCAUUCGUUUUGACUGCCUUUCAAACGAUUUAUUUUCAAAGAAAUAAAUUUUUAAAUAUUAUUUUUUUUUUUCUUUAGAAAUUUAUCGUGAUGAAAGAAAAAAAAAAUUUUUUUCCACUAUGGCAGUUUUGACGAUUGAAAGAUAACAAAAAAAAAAAUCACGCAGAAAAUGCGUGAAUCAAUUUUUUUUUUAAUCUACGUGAAAUUUCAAUUUACAUUGAAAUAAUUUUUUUUUUUGUGAAAUGACGAAAAAAAAUGUCUGAUGAAAUAAAUUUGAAUGAUAAAAAAAAAAUUCUUUCAAUGUAAAAUUGUAAAAAAAAAAAAAGAAAAUAAGAAAAUUUCAAUGUAGAUAAAAAAAAAAAUUCACGCAUUUUUUAUGUGUGUGUAUGCGUGCGUGUAUGUAUGUGAAAAAAAAAAAUCAGUCGCAAAAUACAUCGAAUUAUUAUCAAGGUGUUGUGUGAAGUCCAUAAUAUUGUUCCUUGGUGAUUAUAAUAUCAAUUGAUAUUUUGUACAGAAACUUUUUGAUAUUUGAAAUUUUUUUCGUUUUUUUUUUUUAUUUGACAAAUUUUUUGGAACUUCACACACGCAAUUUUUCUUGAUAAAGCGACUCUCACUUUUCUCUGUCCAAAUUAUAUAUAAAAUAUAUACAAUAAUUCGAGAAUUGUUGCAGUUGUGCGCCGAAAAAAAAAACACGAAAGUAAAUAAAUGGUUCUUUUUUUUUUUAGAAAAAAAAAAACAAAAUGAAAAAAGGAAAAAAAAAGAAAAAGUGUGACGGAGUAUUUGUAUAAUCGUUGAUUAGCGACGUUUAUAGGUCUAGUUUUUGAAAACAGUGAAUUUUUUCCUUCCCUUUUUUCGGUUCUUAUUUUCCUUUUUUUUUUUGAAAAAUGAUAAAAAUUCACAAGAUUGAAAAAAACACUGUUUUCAAAAUUAGUAGUGAAGAAGAAAAAUUCCAAGUGAAGAAAAAGGAAUUUUCUUGUAAAAAAGAAAAGAAAUCGUUUCACGGAAUUGUUGUGAAAUGUUUUUUUAAGCGAUUGUUAACAUCGGAUAGGCGAAAAAAAAAGCGAAGCGAAGAAAAUAAUUUCAAAAAUAAAAUCGAGUGGAAUUAUUUUCUUUUUUAACGAAAUUUUUUUUUUAUAUAUAUAUAUUAUAAUCGUACAACUAUUUUGUACGUUUGAGAAAAGAAAUGAGAUCUUUACUGACUCUUUUUUUUUCUUUUUUUGAGAAAUUAAAGUUCUCAUUCCGUUUCUUAUAUAGGAAAAAAAAAAAAUUUUGUUCUCUCUUUCUCUCUCUUUUUUCUCAAUAUUAAUACAAUGUACAUUUUUUUAAAUAAGCAGAAAAAAAGAUUUUUGUUUGUAUUUUUGAAAUAUCUUUCAAAAAUCUUUAUGAUGCUUUAAAAAUCACAUUAUAUUUGUAUAAUAUUGGAAAAAUUAAUAAAAUCCCCUCCAUAAAAAAAAAGAAGAGUCGAAAAUUAAAUGAACAAUUUUUAGUUAAAGUUCUGUGAACCACUAAAAUUGUCUUGAGUGAUUUCGUUUUAGUUUAAAAACUGAAAUUCAAUAAUUUAUUGUCACAUGACAAAAAUGAAAAAAAAUAAAAUAAAAA